AUGCCCUCUCGUACUUUUAUAUCACAGGAAGAAAAGUCUAUGCCUGGAUUUAAAGCGGCUAAAGAUCGUUUGACGUUGUUAUUGGGUUCGAAUGUUGAAGGUGAUCUUAAAUUGAAACCCCUUUUAGUUUAUAGGUCUGAAAAUCCUCGAGCUCUCAAAAAUUACGUCAAGAGUACUCUUCCAGUUAUAUGGAAGGCUAAUCCAAAGGCAUGGGUUACAUCAAUACUUUUUGAAGAAUGGUUUACUAAGCAUUUUAUACCUGAAGUGAAACAGUACUGUUCAAACAAUAAUUUGGCUUAUAAAGCUUUACUUAUUUUGGACAAUGCUCCCGGCCAUCCUGUGCGUAUUGCCGAUAUUGAUCCUCAAAUCAAAGUCGUGUUCCUGCCUCCCAACACCACUUCGUUGUUACAGCCGAUGGAUCAAGGAGUUAUCGCGUCUUUUAAGGCCUAUUAUCUCAGGAGAACUUUUUCACAGGCUGUAAAGGCUAAUGAAAAUGAUGGCAUGGAGCUGAGAGAUUUUCGGAAAAGUUAUAAUAUCCUGCAAUGCGUAAAAAAUAUUGCUACUUCAUGGGAUGAGGUGACACCCAACAAUUUAAAAGGAGUGUGGAAAAAAUUAUGCCCAUUUUUUUUUGAGCCAUCUGAAAGUUCUACAUCUACAGAUCAACCAAAUGUCGAUGAGAUCACAACUGACAUUGUUCAUUUGGCUAACCGUUUGCCUGACAUUGCAGUUACUACUGAUGAUAUUGAUGAUCUGUUAAGCUCACAUUCGCAAGAACUGACUGAUGAAGAUCUUAUUGAAUUGGAGGCACAAGUACAAAAGGAAGCACUCGAGUCACAAGAAAUAGCUUCUUCUAUUAGUGACUCUGAAAAAGAACUUACACUAAAAAAACUUUCCGUAGCCUUUGCAAAUUUGAAGAAUGCCAUGAAAAUUUUUGAAGAAAUUGAUCCUAAUUUUGAGAGAAGUUUUAACGUUAAUAACAAAAUUUGUGCAGCCUAUCACUGUUACCAAGAUCUGUAUGAUAGCAAGAAGAAAGAAGCCAAGCAAUCUAGAAUUGAUAGUUUCUUUAAGCCAAAAGUUUAA
This is a messenger RNA of Achroia grisella, 1080 nucleotides long. Its product is annotated as tigger transposable element-derived protein 1-like. The transcript has a single exon. The coding region runs from base 1 to 1080 and encodes 359 amino acids. Gene Ontology annotation, cellular component: nucleus. Gene Ontology annotation, molecular function: DNA binding. NCBI's taxonomy places the organism in Eukaryota, Metazoa, Arthropoda, Insecta, Lepidoptera, Pyralidae. The record is from RefSeq and is a predicted model, not a curated record.